GAGUUUCAUGGAGCGUUCUCAGGAACUACUCUGCCAGCGCCAAGGAGAAGGCGAGGAGAAAUGCCAUCUGCGAGAGGACGCAGCUGCUGGAAGUGCUGAAAGCUCGAGCGAAGCAGCUCCAAGCCGGUCAUGUCCCAGAGGUGACGGUCAGCAAAGUGGAGCUGGCCCCGCUGGGGAGUGACAAGUACCUGGACCCGCUGCGGAAUGUGGUGACUGCUGGCCCCGCGGAGGAGCAACCCGCCGCUGCCAGGGGAAGGGAAGAGAGCGCAGCCCGGCCCAUCAACUGGGUCGAGAAGUUAAAGGAGGAGAUGCAUGUUCGGCAACUGAAGGUGGAGCAGAAGUUAUCCGUCGCUGCCUCCCAGCUGGCUCUGGGGAAAAAAAUCAAGGUCAAACCAAAGUGCAAGAGGAAAGCUAAAGCCAAGAAGCUCAAGAGCUCAAAGGCUAAAGCGGCCGGUGCCUGGAGCCAGAGCCGCGCUGGCUUCCGCAGUGCCUAUGCCUAUGUCAAGCCCUGGGUGGUGGCUAUAAGGGCGCAGAGGCUUCAGCAGGGGCUGGACAACAAGGACAGCAGCCAGUACAAGAUCCUGCAGCAGACCAUCCAGUCCAACCUGGAAUGCUACCUCUUCCUGCAGCAGCCAGAGGAGGCCGAGAGGUUCCUACUCUUGUACCACAGAUCCCCUGCGAAGAGAAAGCUUCUGAACGUCAACGCGUACAACAUCGUGAUGCGUAGCUGGGCCAGGAAGGGCCAGCUGCAGCACAUCAGCCAGCUGUUUUCCAUGCUGGAGUCCGUCGGCCUCCGGCCCAACCUGGACUCCUACGCCGCCCUGCUGGAGUGCAUGGGUCGGAGCCAGUUGCCUGCCAAAACCAUCCGGAGGUAUGUGCAGCAGCUGAAGAAAGAUGGCUUCCACGUGAACGAGCUCUUCCAGAAGUGCCUUUUUGAGGAAGAUGAGAAGGAGAAGGUGCUGAGUGCCAUCAGGAUUGUCAGCCCCAAGUACCAGCUGCCCCGUCUACCCAGCCCCGAGACCUGCAAGUCUUCUCUGCUCCAGGACUUCUACUCCAGACGCGAGCUGCUGGCUACGCUUCGCUCCCAGUGGCACGACUCCAUCCUCCAGGCCCUGCAGCAGUCCAGACGCAGCAUGUCAUCCAACCUCAGGACCAUCUCGGGGUACAACAUCCUGUACCCCUACCUAUGCCUGCUGCCGGACGAGGAGUACGUGGGCAUCAUGAUGCAGAUCCUCAACUCCCUCUCUCCGCAAGGCGAGUCCCUGGCUGUCUUGGCCAGGGAGCUGGGCUCCAAGAUCUACAACAGGUACAUGACGCAGAGGAAGCUGCGCAGCCGCCAGCUGGAGAAGGUGCAGGAGGUCUAUGAGGGCUACAUCCAGCUGCUGGCGAAGGACGGCCCG
This is a messenger RNA of Eurypyga helias (sunbittern), 1400 nucleotides long. Its product is annotated as DNA-directed RNA polymerase, mitochondrial-like. The annotation marks the transcript as partial. Gene Ontology annotation, biological process: mitochondrial transcription. Gene Ontology annotation, molecular function: DNA-directed RNA polymerase activity; mitochondrial promoter sequence-specific DNA binding; protein binding. Gene Ontology annotation, cellular component: mitochondrial DNA-directed RNA polymerase complex. Lineage: Eukaryota; Metazoa; Chordata; Aves; Eurypygiformes; Eurypygidae. The record is from RefSeq and is a predicted model, not a curated record. The transcript is spliced from 6 exons.